CUCCGCCUCCCGGCGAGCCGCCCGCGCACGCGCCGUAGGCCGAAGUGGGCGGGGCGGCCCGAGGAGCGCGCGCCAUGCAGGCCAGCGGGUACCCGGCCGCCGCCGCCCUCGGCCAGGCCAGCGCCCCAGUCCAAGUGUCUGUUAUCCUCCCGGUCCAUGACGCUGAACUGUGGCUGGACGAGUGCUUGGGGUCUGUUUUGCAGCAGGACUUCGAAGGCUCCAUGGAGCUUUCCAUUUUUAAUGAUGCCAGUAAGGACAAGUCCAUGACUAUCAUUGAAAAAUGGAAAGAGAAGCUGGAAGGUUCCGGCAUCCUCGUGGUCAUUGGAGGGCACGAUUCUCCUUCUCCCCGAGGAGUCGGAUAUUCUAAAAAUCAAGCAAUAGCACAGAGCUCAGGGUCUUACCUUUGCUUUUUGGAUUCGGACGACGUGAUGAUGCCUCAGAGGGUGAGGCUGCAACACGCAGCUGCUGUGCGACACCCAACAAGUAUUAUCGGUUGCCAGGUGAGGAGGGAGCCCCCCAACUCCACCGAGCGAUACACGCGGUGGAUCAACCAGCUGGCGCCCGACCAGCUGCUCACCCAGGUGUUCACCUCCAAUGGCCCCACCGUGAUCAUGCCCACCUGGUUCUGCUCCCGAGCCUGGUUCUCCCACGUGGGCCCAUUUGACGAGGGCGGGCGGGGUGUCCCCGAGGACUUGCUGUUCUUCCAUGAACACCUGAGGAAGGGCGGCGGGCUUGUCCGCGUGGACCAGAGCCUCCUCCUCUACCGCUACCACCCCGGCGCGGCCACACACUCCGUCCUCGAGACCACCAUCUGGACCCACCGCGUCCGCUUCCUGGAAGAGUGGGCCCUGCCCCACUGGGCAACCUUCACCAUCUGGAACGCGGGCCGGCAGGGCCGCCGACUCUACCGCAGCCUGACGGCAGGGUCACGGUGCAAGGUGGUCGCUUUCUGUGACGUGGACGAGAACAAGAUCAAGAAGGGCUUCUACUGCUACGAGAACUCUCAGGAAAGGCCCAAGCCCCGGGUCCCGGUCCUGCACUUCCGAGCCGCACAGCCACCCUUUGUCAUCUGCGUGAAGCUGGACCUCACAGGGGGCGCAUUUGAAGACAAUCUGAGGUCGCUGAACCUGCAGGAGGGCCGGGAUUUCCUUCACUUCAGCUGACGGACCCAUGGCAGCUUCUCCCAGAAUGACAGCUGUACUAGCUUCAGUCCAGCCGAGGCGAAUUGUUUUCUCUCAGCUCGAUGAGGAUCUCAUUCCAGUGUUAAGUCCACUGUUGCCGUUCAAGAGGGGCAGCUGCCCGGAGCACCCAGUCUCCCAGCAGUUCCGCUGCAACAUGUCCAGACGUGAGCUUGUCCUGUUUGGGAUCUUGCUUCUAUCACCAAGUAUGUGGCACCGUCUCCCGAGACCCCAGGUGCACACAGGGCAGGUUCUCUGGUGUCUCUUGACUUUGUUUUCAUAUUUUCCAGUUGUUUUUCUGGAUAAAAUUCCUUCAGAUCUUCCAGUUCCCCAGUUCUCUCUUCAGCCAUGUCUAGGUGGUUGUUUAAUUCAUACACUGAGCCUUUUUUCCCCUAAUUUCCUCUUGAUAAUUUCUAACCCUUUUCAAAACUGAAUUCAUUUUAUAUUUUGUGUCUUCUGGGGUCUGAUUUUAUUCAGGUCUUGCUAAUGGUGCCUUGUUUCUUUGUGCAUUUUGUGCAGUUUGGGGAUGUGAGCUUAUGUUCUUCUCUCUGUGGGGCUCAGCCUGCAUCCUUCCAGAGAGGGUUUUGUUUGCCUCCUCUGCCCAGUGUCUGUCAGCACCGCUGGUCGGGGGCCAGUGUGAUCGCAUUUCCCUCCACCAGCACCAGGCAGAGACCGAGACAGGUGUGCUCCUGUGGGGACCUACUUCUCACUCUCCUUGCUGCUGAGGGUACAGCUAUUUAGGGCCCCAGCUGUGUGUGGGGUCUUCCAACUAAUUUGGCCCUGGGCCUUACGCUGUCACAUCCACCCUUCCCAACCAGCCUCCAGGGCUCAGCAGACAUGGAUCCUGGGGACGCCAGGGGCCUGCUCACUGGGACGGUUCACUCUGUGUCUGGGACAUGGCCGUAUGCUCACGGCCGCACCGCUCCCCUCACAUAUCCUGUUCCAGGCACGAGGCUUCUUGCUGCUCUUCAGACCCACCCACCUCACUCCCACUGGGGCCACAGGUGCCCUCCUCUGCCCCUUUCGGGGGGGACUCCUGACCACUCCCUCUACCAGGUGGCAGCCCAGCCCGACUUGCUUCAGACCACUGCUUUCCACGAUGUCCACCUCUGCUGUUGUCUGCUUCUGGCCACGUCGUCAGUCCUGAGGGGGUCUCCCCACAAAUCCGUCACCUGGACCCAGGUGGGCUCCAAAUGAAGGAGGAGGUUCCCAGCCACCAGGCGCCUGAUGAGAGCAGGUGGUGACCAGUAGGAUCUGACACGGCUGAAGGUGCGCAGGGGCGGCUGGACACUGCCGGCUUUGUUGGUUUUCCUCGGGUUGCAAAGUUAGACCAGCAGUGAAAGAAGAAUUGCUUCAUGAUACAGUAUCAUCAAUCAACGUGGUAAACUGGCCUGUCUCCAUGUCUCAGAGACCCUGUCUCUGGAAUCUUGGUGGUUUUUUAAAUUAUGCUAAAAACAGUUCAUUUUAUUCCUUCUCAAAAGCUCCUUGCUUGGUUUUCUCAGCCAAGGUCUAGGUGCUGCUCUGUGGACCCCGUCUGCUGCAAGGAUACAAGUGGGGCCUCCUGUGGCCGCCCUGCAGGAGAGCCUUCCAACCAGCGUGGCCUCACGUGGCCUGAGGCCGCCUGGCCAUCCAGGACCCCUCACCACAUGACAACGUCCACCAGCUACAGGGCCUCUGGCUAUUCUUCCAUUGAAAAUGGAAAACUCUCUACUUAUUUUCAAGAGGAGACAUGUUUUAAGGCUUAAAUGAAAUUAAAGUUAAAACCUCACGCAAGACUAACAUGGGCUUCCACUCUCAGGGAAGGUCAGCGAUGCUGGCAUGUCCAGUGGCUCAACUGGAGCAGGAGAAACUCAUUUGGCAAAGGCAGCAGCAAAACAUGUCUCAGGAUUGCACCAACAACAACACCCACCAUGGCCUCCAGCCGUGGACCCGUGGGCGCACACGUCCCAGGAAGGGCAGUCUGCCCCGUGGCCCAGGUGCAGGAGCACUGUCCUGGGCCCAUGGCCGGACGACUUCACCUCAGAUGUUCUACCCGCCCGUCCACAUCUGUCCUGCAGCCAGACCUCAGCCCGUGAAGCAGCAGGUGGAAGGGUGGGGAUGGCCCAGGAACCUGCCACACAAAGGCUCCCGCAGUAGGCGGCCUGACCCCUCAGCACUGAGACUGGCCACGCAGGUGCUCAAGUGGGGAACCUUUACACACAUCGGCCUCACUGGCCCCUGGACAGGCCAGCAUGAGUGCCAGCCCAUGUGGACAAAAGCAGCCUGUCUGUCUUUGCUUCAGAAACCCUGAGUGUGUACCCCAUUCUGGACAAAUGAAAAAAAGGUUCAGACAAUGUGGUUCUUCUCCCGUCACCAGAAAACCGCUUCCUGGAGGCCACACGUUGGCAGAUCUGUGAAGCCACUGACCGUGCCCUGCUUCCGUCGAGGGUUUAAGCUGCCGUCACAAGUCCCCUGUGUGGCUGGAACUGGUCCUGGUGGGAUUCUGAGAACACGGGUCAGCUCUUUCUGACUGAAUGAAACCGCACGAGGGCGGGUGACGUGCGUGCGACGGCCACGCGCGCUGGGCACUAGAAUGGGGUGAGGAGGGAAGACGGCCCCCACCCGCGCUGCAAAAGCAACCCAGAGGCGGCGCUC
Messenger RNA from Balaenoptera musculus (blue whale), 3812 nucleotides. RefSeq names its product UDP-GlcNAc:betaGal beta-1,3-N-acetylglucosaminyltransferase like 1 (gene B3GNTL1). The record is from RefSeq and is a predicted model, not a curated record. The transcript has 13 exons. Bases 75 to 1163 code for a protein of 362 amino acids. NCBI's taxonomy places the organism in Eukaryota, Metazoa, Chordata, Mammalia, Artiodactyla, Balaenopteridae.